Molecule: messenger RNA, 611 nt
Organism: Vitrella brassicaformis
Lineage: Eukaryota; Vitrellaceae
Source: the annotation of a GenBank genome assembly
CUUGGUUGCUUGCAUGGGCGUCUCUCGAAGACAGAGACUCGGCAGCAGAGGUCUCUGUGCUUUGGGGAAGACAGAUGCUCUGCACUGGUUUGUUGGACGAAGGAAAAAACCACAGAGGUACCUGAUUCAAUUUGUCGUUCACACCUGUGGUGGCUGGUUGGUCAUCAUAGGACGCGCAGAUUGGUGAGGUUCUGAAGGUAGUAUAGUUCGCCCAGAUUCACUAUGUCAUUCUUGCGAAGAUACAGCUCGGCCAACCGCGGACCUGACACACACACAGCAGAAGAUCCACACCUCUCCUCGACGAGUGCAUGUGUGCGUAUUGUUACACUGUGCAAAGUCUUUGAGCGAGGCGAUGCGGUUGACCGACAGCGAGAGCACCUCAAUGUUCUUCAAACGACUCAACACCGACACCUGCAACCACAACCAAUCGCACGGCAUGCAUGCAUCGAAAUAGAUGUGCAGUGCGCCAAAGUUUCUUCCCCUCCAUCCCGCCCAUCUCUCCGUGUGGCUCACGUCGUGUAUGUCAUUUCCCCAAAGGUUGAGGUUUCUGACGUUGGCGAGGCUGUCCACUUUGGCCCUCGCGAGCAUCAGCUCCUCCGAGUCAGUCACCG